AGUGAAGCAUACGAUGUAUUGAUCGUUGUAUUUGUUAGUCUCUUUGUUCCCAGCUUUGUCCAGCGUCGGUUCAUCUGCGUUAGUGAGUCCUGAACAAUUCGUCAUAGAUAUUACUGUUUAACAUUAUUACGAGAUCGAUACUUACCGUGCCUACUUUACUACUAUUCUUUAAACAAAUUUCUUUUCUUUUAAAAUUUGAUAUUCGUUCGUUGCUUUCGUUCGUUGUGUAGGUAUUUGUUUGUUUCGCCGCAGUCAACUGGUCUCUCCAAAUAAUUGUUGCUUGCCUAGUAUUUUGAAUACCGAUUAUUCAUAUUUUGGAGGCGACAAAUUAUAGUACGUAGAUACAUUUCUCUGUCGAUUUUAAUAUAUAACUCUUUACAGUCUAAGUCAAUUUUCGUAAACAUUAAUAAAAUGGGAUCAAGUCGGCGUACUCAUAAUAUGGGAAUAAAUGAAGCGGCCGAAUUUAUGAUGUCUAACCAAGUCAAUUUGAAAAAGACCAUAAAUAGUGCCCUAUUAUGUAUAAAUUGGUAAGUAUCCUAUAGUAUUUUAGUAAUUAUAUUAAAUUUUGAAUCUAAAAUGUUUAUAAACACCUAUGUACAAUGUUAUAGAAAUAGGUACUAAUGUUAAUUAAAAUUAAACAAAUAUCGAAGUUUCAUGUUAUAAAUGAGGUUUAUAUAAUAUAUUAAUUAGCAUAAAACUUGUAUUGUCAUAUCUAAAAAUUUAUCAAAUUAAAAUUUUACAAUUUUCUGUGGUGUUAAUAUAUCUUUAUUUAUAAAAAUGGACCCCAAUUUACAUUGGUCACAUCAUCACUAGGGAACACAUUUACCGAUCCUGUUCAUCUUAUUUUUAAAUUAAAAAGGACCUCACGGAGCAUGUUUUUAGACAUAAAUUAAAUCUUAUAAAGUUGGGGUUCUGAGAGGAAUGUGUGGUGAUGAUGAAUUGACAAUGGUGCUAAAUAAUAAUAUAUUUUUGUUUAUUGUAUGGUUGCUAUUGGUUGUAAAUUAAAAUAAUAAUAGUAUAUUGGUUGCUAUUGAUUAAUCAGGCAAAUUUAUGUUAAUAUGAUAUAAUUUUAAUCAUUUUUACAUUUUUACUAUUAGAAUAUGUAUACAUUAUUUAUUUGUAUGUUUAGCGGGAUGAUACAAAUAAGUACCAAUAUUUAUUACAUAUGAAUUAAUACUGUGAAUGAAAUUAAAAUGUUCUAUUAAUAAUAAUAUGAUACAAAUGUUAUAUCUGUAUUGUUUAGAUAAUAUAAAAUAAGUUAAGAAUAUUUAUAUCUAUCUAUAUUCUAUAUUAUGGGAUAUAAUAUUCAAAAAUGUGUUACUAAUCCUAUUUUUUGGAUUAUAGUAAAAGGACUUCUAAAGAUUGGGUUGUGCUUUUUAAAUGUCGUCACAUAAUCUGUAAAGUGUGCAUUAACAAAGUAAACGCACUUAUACAAACUGCUAAUGAUCCUUCUAUGAGAGGGAAAUCCCGUUGUCCAGCAUGUAAUGUUAUAUAUACGCCUGAAACGGACAUGAAGAAUCAAGAUGGAAUGAAACAGCAUUUUAAAGAUUUGAAACAAUUUCAUACAGUAUUACGUGCCAACAUGUAAGUUAUUAUUUUUAUUUUUUGUAAGUAAUAUUUUAUAAUUUACCUGACUUACGAGAAUUUGUAUGUAGAACGACAAUUAUUUAGUUAUAAAUUAAUGUAUAAUAAAAUUCAAAGAAUUAAAUUGGAUAGUAUAUGGUUUAAUAUAGUAUACUAAUCAAGUCUAAUUUAACAAAUAUUUUAAUGAUUAAAUUAUAAGUCCAUUAUUAUUUAUAAAACAAGUAGCAGACCAGGCCAGAAGAAUACCCAUAAAAUUCCUGGUAGCCACUAUGCUUAUUAUGAUAUGUAAAAAUAAAAAUGUCAAAUAUUCAUGAUCUAUAAACUUUUGAAAAUUUUUAGAUAAAAAAAUGCCAUUAGAGUAACAUCUUUGGCCAUAACAUAUUUAUUUGAUUCCUCUUUUUGUCCUCGCCUUGACUGCUCUACUAUUUGCAAUGCUUCUCAUCUCUUCUUAAAUUAUCUGCUCUUUCCAAUUAGCAUCAUUUUCUCUCUUCUUUAUGUUCCUCUGAUAAUAUUCUUUUUUCGCUCCAUCAUAUUUUCCAAUGUUCCCCUUAUCUAUUCAAUAAUUUAUUUAUUUUCCUCUGAAAGCUUUCUUUUAUAAUUUUUUGUAUUACUUUGUGUUAUUAUUUUUAUAAUGACUGAAGUAUAUAUAUGUUUAUUACACCUCUUAAUAAUAAAACAUUUAUUUAUUUUCACUAAUGUGGUAUUAUUUAUUACAGAGCUAGACAACAAAGAAAUGAAUCCACUGAACCCGCUAAUAACUCACAGGUCAAGCAUUCAUCGGUUCAAGUGCCAAGAAAUAAAAUAUGUGGAAUUUCUAAUGGAGCUGCUUCAACAAUGUACAAAGCACUGGUAAAUUUCUAUUUUCUGUAUACAACAAAAAAAGUUACAAUAUAAUAAUUAUAGUUUUUAGUUAAACAUACUAUAUUUAAAGAAACUUAUUUGUAUUAUUAUUAUACAUAAUGUAAGUGAAGUAUGUUAAAUUUUGCUUUAUUAACAUAAAUAUAUAUUACAACAUAAACAUACAUAUUAUACUAUAUUAAAUAGUUAAUAUUCGAUAUAUAGGUUUUGACGUCAUUACUAUUCCUACAGAGAAAAAAAAAUAUCUAUUAUACAGUGGCAUUUAUUUGUAAUUAAAUAGUACUGUAUUUUAUGAAAAUUAUGAAUCAUAAACAAAACUGUAGUUCUAUUAGUCAGCAUUGUUAUAGAAAAUUGGUUCCAUAAAUGCCCAUAAAAUAUAAUUUUCUGUUUCAAAACAAAUGAGAUUGUAACUAAUAUAAUUAAAUCUUUUUAUCUCUUACUAAUUAGUACUAAAUAUACAUAAUCAAAUUUUGGAUUAAGAUUCUAUAUAACACAAGCAGAAUUUCUAUUUGACUGCUACUUUUUACAUAAUUGAGAAAAAAAUAUGUAAAUGCUAGAAGUCCCUAAGUCUAGUUAUAAGAUAUAAUUAAUUUUAGCUUAUAUUAUUAUUUACAGGUUAAUCCUACUACUGACCAUUUACAAAAUGUUGGAUCAUUAUCAUUGAAUGAUGGGCCUUCAAGUAGUUCUAGCAUGGACAUUCAUAUCCCCAAACCUGAGCAAAAUACCAAUGAUGAAAUAACAACAGAAAUUACUGAAAUUAAGGAGGGUGAUGAAGAUUUGAAAGAUGAGACCCCAGAUAAACAUGAUUAAUAAGUUUAUUCUUUAUAGAUAUUAUGUAAUUAUAAUAUUUUCUAUAAAAUCAUAUACAGGUUUAGCACUAUCUUGUAUAUAUAUGUAUAUUUAAUUUUUAUUCUUUAUGUUGUAGGGAGCUGAACUUGGAUAUUAUAACUAAAAACUAUACAAGGCGAUCAAUCUAUCAUAAACAAUUAUUAUCUUGGAAAGAAUUAACUUUUUUUGUAAUUUGUUUUAUAGAAUACUUGAGAAACAAGCAGCUCCAUAAUUCUACAUUUAUUUUAUUUUUCAUCGCUCUUAUUUUUGGUGGUAAAACUACUAAUUAUUUUUGAUUUUAAAAUGACAAUCUAUUUACAAAAUUCCAUAAAUGGAAGGAGUAGUUGCAUUUUUAAGUUUGUACAUGAUAUUUUAAUAAUGCACCACUACUAUUAAUUUACCCAGUAUUAAAAGUAGAAUAUCUUAUCAUUGGAUUGAUCAACAAUUUUUAUAACAAAUUUUUUUUAACUUAAUAUUCUAGCUUUUUAUGGAAUUUUAGAUUCUAAGCAAGGGAAAAAUUUAUUGGUUUCACAAUGUUUUUUAUUUACUGUAAAAAAUUUAGGCCAUUCACAAUCCCUAACAUUAAAAUGGAGAAUUUAUGAGUUGUUAUUAUUCAAAUAUUCUUGUUGGCCUAAAAUCCUAGAAUUAAUUAUGAAAACACUUGUAAUAUAUUUUCAGGAAAACAAUUUAGUCAAAUAAAACAGUUAAAAGUGAAGCAAUUAAAAGAUAUAAAGUUUUCACUAUAUCUAUGGGCACUGAUUUUUCUAUUGAAUCGGAUAUAUUAAAUGCAAACUAAUUAUUAAGAUUAUCAGAUUUAACAGUUGACUUUUCUGAUAGUAACAAUUUUUUUUAGGAGUUCACACCUUAAAAAAAACUAGCUAUUUAUACAUUUGAAACAAAAGCUAUAAAAUAGAAUAAAUGUAUAAUUUUUUUUAUAUUUUGACAUCUACCAUUUUUAGAAUAAGAAUGCACUGGGUGGCGGACUCUGUCCAUAUGUGCACAUGUCUUCUAACUAAUUAUUAGUAACCAAUCACAGAAUCUGGCGCUGUCUGGAUGCAUGCUGUCUUCUUAUUUUGAAAAUGGUAUAGACUUUAUCAUUUAUUUCUUGAUUUUCUAUACAACUAAUUAUGUCUUAUAAUAAACAUCUAUAUUGUUUAAAUUAUAUAAUUUAUGUUUUAAAUAUAUUUUUUGAAUCACAAUAUUUUAAAUUCUGUAUUGAAGGCCUCGUUUAAUUUUUUCAGAAUAAAUGGCAAUUGGUCAAUCUAUUCAAUUAUAAAUUUUAUGUUUACUCGGUACCACCAGGAGUUUUCCAAGAAGGACAUUUGUCCUCUCUACUGUUCUCUCUCUGAACAGUGCCCGCUAUUUUCUUAGGUUUAGUCAGCUUAUUUGUUUUACGGAUGACAUGAAAUUAUUCCAGAAAGACUGAUAGUUUUGUUGUCUGGGCACUUAAUAUUAAUAAUUAAUAAAUGCAGGUCAAUGAUUUUUGUAAGAAGUCAUUGUCCUAUAUUUUUUUUUAGUAUGUCAUCAAUCCUCCAAUUCUUAUACUCAUCCUUCCAAUUGUUCUAAUUUACAAAAAAAAUUAAAUUAUUUUGUUGAUUGGAGCACAUUAAAUUGUCUCCCUUUGAAUUUAAUUAAAUGUAUUACAAUGUCAUUUGUUCAUAAUAAUAGUUUUAUUAUAUUUCUAGUAUUCAAUACUAUUAGAGAUUUGUGUAUUUUUUAAAAUUCUAAUUUUACAUUUAAUUUUAAUAUAAUUAUUAAUAAAGCCUUCAAAAUGUUUGGUUUUUUAAAUAAAACUCCUGAUUUAUUAUUUCAAGUUACAAUUGCAUAUUCCAGUGCAUAAAACAUGAUCAUUAGCAUUGUUUUUUGUACCUGAUUGUAUAACUAACUUAGCUGCUGGUGAUUUUUUCUCUAGAGCUUUAUUUUAGCAAACUUUGUGUGUAUGUUUAUUAAUUUUUUUGAUAUAUUUUGUGUUUGAUUUAAGUAUGGUGUUUUUUCAAUUUUACAUUCUAAUUCAUAAUUUCUUAUUAUAUAUUCUCUUUUUUUUUUAUAAUUGUAUGGUCGAUUAUAUUCGAUUUAUUAAUAAAUAUACUUAUUUAUUAAUUAUUAUUACUUAUUUUUCGUAUCUAAAAGGCAUAAUGUCUGUUCAUAAUAUAUAAAUUUAAAUUAAAUUAAAAAUUUUCAUAAUUUUUCUUAAUUUUUAAAUAAAGUUUUCUUAAUUUUUAAAUAAAGUUUUUCUUAAUUUUUAAAUAAAGUUUUUCUUAAUUUUUAAAUAAAGUAUUUCUUAAUUUUUAAAUAAAAUUUUUCUUUUUGUAUUUUUUUUUUUUUAGUAUUUUAUAUCUUUAAUUAUAUAAAUUUAGUUUAUGCAUUAGUUAAUAGUUGAUAUAUAUUUAAUGUAUUUUAAUUAUGAUCUUACUCUAUAUUGUAAUCACAUAUUAUUUUUAACUAUUAGAACUGCGUUGAAAUUGUACAAAUUACAAAUUGCCAGUUGGCGUAAUAAUAAACCAUAUAAUAUUAAUAUUAUUGUAAGACAAAUUUGAUUUAUAUUUAUUUUAUUUUUUGGGAUCUUAGAUAAAUAAUGGCAUAAUGCGUUCAUAAUGAAUU
Cinara cedri is the source of this 5871-nucleotide messenger RNA. The record is from the annotation of a GenBank genome assembly. Lineage: Eukaryota; Metazoa; Arthropoda; Insecta; Hemiptera; Aphididae.